AUGUCUGAUUCGGCAAACUGGAGAGUUAGGGCCCCUGUGGACCCCGACGCCCAGCCCCGGCGCAACAACUACAACAACCGUGAGAACCGUGAUGGACAACGCCCUCAGCGGAACCCUAAUGUCUCCCAAGCUGAGCGCAGCCGACCCGAUGACCUAAAGGUUCACCGGCCACAGCGCCAGCAGGAGGACUCCCCAGAGACGGCCGCUGCCAUUACUGAGGGCCGCCGAAUCUAUCUCGGCAACCUGCUCUACAGCACUACUCCUGAUGAUAUUGAGCUUUUCCUCACAAACAAUGGCUUCCCCAAGUUCGAAAAGGUCCACAUCUCCAUCGACCCCUUCACCGGUCGCAACCCUGGCUACUGCUUCAUCGAGUUUGCUGAAAAGGAGACUGCUGAUUCGGCCAUGGAGAAGCUCGAGGGUCUGCCCUUGUUUGACCGUGCCGUCAAGUGCCGUCCCUGCCAGCCAAAGGGCAACGUCCGCCGUGCUGCUCAGUGGCCCCGUGAAGAGGGAAACAGCUCAAGCUACAACCGCUGGGGCACUUGGGACAAGUCGGGCUCAGCAGGCGCCUCGGCUGGCAGACUCUCGGGACUGAAUGGCCCCAACGACACCAUGAAGCACUACCAGGUUUCCAAGGCCCAGGAGGAGGGUCGUCAGCUCUACGUUGGUGGUCUGCCUCGAAUGCUGGACCAAGCAGAGAACGAGGUGGAAAUCAGGGAUAUCUUCAAGGACUUUGAAGUCGACGGAGUCAGCAAGAGAGUGAGCCCUCGCGAGGAGGGUGAGGGCCGACGCAACUUUUGCUUUGUCGACUUUAGCACUGCUGAGCAGGCACAGGCAGCCAAGCAGGCCAUCCAUGGCAUGUCUUACAGAGAUGCUCCUCUCAAGGUUUCGGAGGCAACCCCAAGAGUGGAGAGAUAUCCUAGACGAGAUGACUGGUCGCGAAGGGAAGAGAGAUCAACAAAUCGCGAUAUUCGUUUUGAGUAA
Messenger RNA from Pestalotiopsis fici W106-1, 981 nucleotides. RefSeq lists its product as uncharacterized. Bases 1 to 981 code for a protein of 326 amino acids. The transcript has 2 exons. Gene Ontology annotation, molecular function: RNA binding. Lineage: Eukaryota; Fungi; Ascomycota; Sordariomycetes; Amphisphaeriales; Sporocadaceae. The record is from RefSeq and is a predicted model, not a curated record.